Messenger RNA from Aspergillus ibericus CBS 121593, 813 nucleotides. Its product is annotated as acyltransferase family protein. The transcript has a single exon. The coding region runs from base 181 to 621 and encodes 146 amino acids. Gene Ontology annotation, molecular function: acyltransferase activity, transferring groups other than amino-acyl groups. Lineage: Eukaryota; Fungi; Ascomycota; Eurotiomycetes; Eurotiales; Aspergillaceae. The record is from RefSeq and is a predicted model, not a curated record. Gene Ontology annotation, cellular component: membrane. Gene Ontology annotation, biological process: polysaccharide biosynthetic process.
CUAACCCUGCAGUUCGGGAUUUGAUCCAGAGGCAACUCCUUGGACUGCACUAAACUCUGUCGAUCCCACAGGCAUGCCGGGCGCUCAUGGAUCCCGGUCCGCAGCGAUUCCGUUGUUCUGGCCGCGCAAUUCUGAUGCCACUUGACCAUUCCUCUUUCUCACCUUCUCAGACCCCUCGUUAUGGCAUUAACAGCACCAGCCACCGGCCGAGAACAUUGGCUGGAUGGCCUUCGUGGCAUUGCAGCCGCCAUCGUGGCCUGGUUUCACUUCACUGUGUGUGAGAUGGGACCCCCUUACCGGUCCUUUUGGUCCACUCCUGCCGAAGACAAUCGACGCUGGUUCCAGCUGCCACCCUUUCGCCUGCUCUUCGCAGGUCAGGCCAUGGUCCUGAUCUUCUUUGUCAUAUCUGGAUAUGCCGUGUCGAUCUCCAUCGUCCGACUCCGCGAGGAAGCCCCCACCCACUUCUAUCGAAAACUGACCUACUCCGUUUUGCGCCGCGGGUUUCGGCUUUAUAUUCCCGUCCUGGUCUUAUGCCUUCUCUCCCAUGCGGCUCUUUACACUGGGCUCAUGGACUGGACCCCCGGUAACCCGAAGGAGGGAUGCCCUGGAGCGGAGCCUUGAUCAGCACUGGGGGCUCAUCUCCGCUGUCUGACCAUGACCUUUCUGGCGGCCCUCGAUCUUAGUGGGCCCUUUUACGUGACGGGGUAUAACCUUCAUCUAUGGACGAUCUCGCAUGAGUUCCGAUGCUCGCUGGGGAUCUACUUCGUGAUCCUUGGCCUCGCGUCCGUCAAGGAUCAGGUGCGGCUGGUGAGA